This is a messenger RNA of Podospora anserina S mat+, 552 nucleotides long. RefSeq lists its product as uncharacterized. Gene Ontology annotation, cellular component: cytoplasm; Golgi apparatus. Gene Ontology annotation, molecular function: GTPase activity; GTP binding. Gene Ontology annotation, biological process: vesicle-mediated transport; intracellular protein transport. NCBI's taxonomy places the organism in Eukaryota, Fungi, Ascomycota, Sordariomycetes, Sordariales, Podosporaceae. The transcript is spliced from 4 exons. The coding region runs from base 1 to 552 and encodes 183 amino acids. The record is from RefSeq and is a predicted model, not a curated record.
AUGGGGCAAACCAUGUCAUGGCUCGGUUCAUUGUCCAGCUUCUUUUCGUCAAAGAAGGAAAUCCGGAUUCUGAUUCUCGGACUGGACAACGCCGGCAAAACCACACUUCUCUACAGACUCAAGAUCGGCGAGGUAGUAACAACGAUACCAACGAUCGGGUUCAACGUCGAGUCCGUCACAUACAACAACCUCAACUUCAACGUGUGGGAUCUUGGUGGACAAACUAGCAUCAGGCCAUACUGGAGAUGCUACUAUGCCAACACGGCGGCGGUCAUCUUCGUGGUGGACUCGACCGAUAUCGAGCGGUUGCAGACAGCGGCGGAUGAGUUGGCGGCCAUGCUGAACGAGGAUGAGCUGAAGGAUGCCGCGCUGUUGGUAUUUGCCAACAAGCAGGAUCAACCAGGUGCGAAGGGUGCGGCGGACAUCUCUCAGGCGCUCAGGCUUGGCGAGCUGAGGGACAGAAACUGGAGCAUCGUCCCUUGCAGUGCCGUUGAUGGCUCUGGUGUGGAAGAGGGAAUGAACUGGCUGUCGCAAACUGUAGCACAGGAUUAG